Molecule: messenger RNA, 222 nt
Organism: Brugia pahangi
Lineage: Eukaryota; Metazoa; Nematoda; Chromadorea; Rhabditida; Onchocercidae
Source: the annotation of a GenBank genome assembly
AUGCAAAAGUUAAGAAUCAUCGAAGACCUUACACUAUACCUUCUAAAGUAUAUGGCUGUAUCUUCCAUCGUGUUUGGAAGGGAAUUUUCAUCGGAAAUGCAAACAUUUUGGAUUAGGUAUGUAUUCGUCAGAGUUAUAAUUUUUGAUUUCGAAAAUUGGGUUGAGAAUUCCUGUAAAUAUAAUCGAGGUAAAAAUCCUACGGCAUUAUGGAAUUUACUAUGA